CGUGUUUGGAUACCGAGGAACCGGAAGGGGUCGAGCGACCUAGGGGUCGACAACCACGGCGGAACAAGAGUGCGUUUGAGUACAUUCGCGGUCGUGGCCGUGGCCGUGGCCGUGGUCGUACAUCCUCAUCAAGUGGCAGCCAAUCAUCGUCGUCGGUGAAUAUGCCCGGCACCGGGAGAAUGGACAUUGAACAUUUUCCAUAUAAGGACAGGAUCCCUAAUAUCAUGAUGCCAUUCUUGGACGGGUGGAAUGAUGUCAUUGCAGAUGGUAACUGCGGAUUUCGGGUUGUGGCGGAUGUGUUUCAAAUGGGUGAAGACAACUACGGUUUAGUGAGGCAGUUGAUGUACAGUGAAAUCGCAUCAAACCGAGAUGUGUAUGGCCAUGUGUACGGCGAGGACUUGGAUAGGUCUCUGCAGCGUAUCCGUUGGGGAGGGGGACCUUGCGAUCAAAAUCAUUGGUUCGAUGCGCCACUUGAUCUCUUUGCCGUUGCAAACAUCUACAAGUGUGCAGUCAUGCAUUUCGGCCUUGGUUUACAUAGUCGAGCCUAUUAUCCAUGUACAACGGUUCUGCCCUGGUGUUCGCGCGAGACCGUCACCAGACCGGUAAGGGACGUUGCUAUUGGAUUUCUUGGGCCGUCAUACAGACAUUUUAUCCGAUUAGACAUGUCACCCGAUUUUCCGGUCCCACAUAUCAUAUUGAAGUGGUAUGAAAUUCGUAGAGCAAGCGUGGAGGGUUGGGAUGCUUUGUACCAUGCUCGCGUGCAACAGUGGAACAAUUUAAUUGCCAUGUAG
This is a messenger RNA of Chenopodium quinoa (quinoa), 791 nucleotides long. RefSeq lists its product as uncharacterized. The transcript has 2 exons. The coding region runs from base 162 to 791 and encodes 209 amino acids. The record is from RefSeq and is a predicted model, not a curated record. NCBI's taxonomy places the organism in Eukaryota, Viridiplantae, Streptophyta, Magnoliopsida, Caryophyllales, Amaranthaceae.